Molecule: messenger RNA, 480 nt
Organism: Closterium sp. Naga37s-1
Lineage: Eukaryota; Viridiplantae; Streptophyta; Zygnematophyceae; Desmidiales; Closteriaceae
Source: the annotation of a GenBank genome assembly
AUGGCCCGGAUGACGUCACUCUCUCACUCGCCGUCGCUCGACGUUAAGCGCCUCGCCGUCGUCAUCGCUGUACUGCUCUCGCUCUCCCUCUGCUGCGCAGCGCGUGGCGGCGCGCGUCGAGAGCUGCUGGAUGCGAGCGACGGCCUCCUGACUGGAACGCAAAGGGCGCUCUUCACCUUCACCGUGAAGGCCGUGCCGAGGACCCCAGCGCCAGUAUUCUCCAACUCCUCCUACCGCACCAACACGGGCCAGCUCGUGGCAACGUUUGCGUGCGUGCCCAAGCCCACCACCACACUUGGCACCUACCGUUGCACCGCCAGUUCUCUCGCCAACAUCACCGUGCCGUUCAAGCCAGUGAACAGGCCCAAGGCGCUGGUGAAUGCGGGGUUUUUCUCCAAUCCCACCGCCUUCUACUCCGCCAUCAAAGUGAAUGGCAUCAUGCUGCGCGGCAGUAUCACCGCCUCUGUUGCUAACCUGUGA